AUGGGAAGAGAAAUCGAAUUCGGAGGUAUCCGAGUACAGAUUGCCCCAGUCGAGGACAGUUCCCGGGGUUUUCAGGCCCUAGAUGUCAGACUGCACCACUCCCAGACCCUCGGAGACAUCCCACGGGGAGUACCGGACGUUCCGCGGCGUGUCAAAGUGCUCGUAUCUGUCGAUUUCGACGCUGUAUCAAGCUGGAUGGGCACCGGACAACACUCUCGAAACUGCCUGUCCGACUACUCGGCAGGCAUCUUUGCAGGACGGGUUGGAGUCGGCCGCCUUCUCAGGGUUCUCGACCGCGUUGGAAUAUCUGACAGGGUGACGUGGUUCAUCCCCGGACACUCCAUGGAGACUUUUCCCACUGAAACAAAGGCUAUCGUCGACUCUGGCGCCGAAAUUGCUCUUCAUGGAUAUUGUCAUGAAGACUGUACACAACUAAACUCGCAACAGGAGGAAGACAUCCUGGAUAAGUGUAUUUCUCUUGCCGAGUCCCUGACAGGCAAGCGGCCUGUUGGGUUUCGAGCUCCGCUUUACCGGAUCGGCCAUGAAACCAUCAAUCUCCUGGAGCGCAAGGGGUUUCUAUAUGACACCUCCUUAAGCGGACAUGAUGCCCAACUCUACCACCUCGACACUGGCUUUCCCCUGGACGUGGUAGACUACUCCAAGCCAGCCUCCACGUGGAUGAAACCUUCACCCCAACCACGGCAGAUCCCUGUAGUUGAGAUACCAGCUAACUGGUACAUGGAAGACAUGACACCCAUGCAGUUUCUCCCCAACGUGACAAACUCUCAUGGAUUCGUCACCGCUGAAGCUAUCGAGAAGAUGUGGAAAGACCGCUUUAAUUGGCUCUGGAGUUGGGGGCCCGAUGGCAGUGGACCUGGCGACUUUGUCUUUCCCCUUGUUUUGCACCCUGAUACCUCAGGAAUGGCCCAUGUUGCUGGAACCAUUGAGGGAAUGCUUCAGUGGUUGAAGGCAUGGGGACCGCAGGUAGAGUUUGUAACGUACGAGAAUGCCGCGCGGGAGUUUCUACUGGAGGAAAAUGUCGUUGCAGCCUAG
Molecule: messenger RNA, 1053 nt
Organism: Fusarium sp. VM40
Lineage: Eukaryota; Fungi; Ascomycota; Sordariomycetes; Hypocreales; Nectriaceae
Source: the annotation of a GenBank genome assembly